AUGUCGAGCCACGGCGGAGCUCCUGCAACCUCUGAUCGUCCAUCAUCUCCUCAGCCGAAGAAACCUAAAUCCCGAGAAGUUAGCUCGAGGUUCCUCUCGCAGGCGGCCCCGAGCGCCGCCGCCGCCAAUUCGUCGUACUCAUCGUCCGACGUCGGAAAUCAAUCCCCAAACAGCACACUAAUUUUCUCCCCACGGCAAAAGCACAAGCAACCGCCGGCUAAUUACUCGAGAAAGCACAAAAGCUACGAGAAUUCGGGGUUUUUCCGCGGGCUCUGGCCCUCAUCUUCCCCAAAUCCGUCGACAAUUGCUGCAAAAUCCGGAGAUAGGUCGCUCACCAGGCAAAAGAGCUGCACGGAGUUCAGCAGGUUCGACGAUCGGAAAAUUCAGAUCUCCAAUUUACCCGCAAAAGGUAAUCAGAAGCCCUGUUUAGGAGGAUCCAUGAGAUACACAGAGAAGCCGAUCAAAUUCGAUGAAAAAUCAGACGAAAAUGUCCUAAUUGCUCCCGGGAGACUCCUAAUCGACACGGAACUUUUAUUGGGCUCGGAUGAGCUUAGAAAUUCCGGCAGGAUGAGCUGUGAAACUCCGGCGGGCGGGAAAUAUUCCGCGGCGUCUUACAUGUCCCCAACUCUGAGCUCGAGAAAACACGGAGUUGAGCCGUCGAGGUCAAGGAGAUGGAGUGCUGAUUCUGGGCCCAAUCAGAAGCCCGUUGUUUCAUCUUCAGAAUGUAAUAAUAAUCAUAAUAGUUAUUUUAGUAGUUCUUCGAAGGUUUUGAAUUUCAAGAAUGCUACGAAGAAGACAGAUGGGAAUCGGGCCCAGUCAGGCUCCGGAAAAUCGAAGUCCAGUGAAGAGAAGGGGAAGAUGAAGAGUAUUCUGAGCCUGGGAAUUGGAUUGUUGAAAGGGAAGAAGCCCGUUUCGAGUCUGUCGCCUUUCGGGCCGGGCUCGUCUUAUGAUGUUCAUCAGUUGAAGUUGCUGCAUAAUAGGUUGAUGCAAUUGAGGUUCAUUAAUGCCCGAGCUAAGACUGUCAACGGGAAUGUGUUUAAGCAGGUUGAGGUAUGUAUCUAG
Molecule: messenger RNA, 1062 nt
Organism: Striga hermonthica
Lineage: Eukaryota; Viridiplantae; Streptophyta; Magnoliopsida; Lamiales; Orobanchaceae
Source: the annotation of a GenBank genome assembly